AUGAUUUUGAAUAGAUACAAUUUUCAUGCUUGUGUUCCCUAAUUCUUCUCUUCUUUUUUUCCUUCUACACAGGAAACUUUGAAUGUGAUUGAUCCUGGCUUGAUGGACCUAAAUGGGACAAGUGAGGAUGCCCUGGAAUGGGAUGAAACUGACAUAAGUAAUAAGUUAAUAAGUUUUAAUGAAGAAUCUAAUGACCUUGAUCAAGAACGCCAAUCUGUCAUGACUUCCUUGAACCUUGAAGAGACAGAGAGUGAGGACCCUGGUUAUGAAGAGGAGGCAGGUGAUCUUGGGGGAUCUCACUAUGCCUCAAGUAUUACUGCCCCCUCCAGUCCACACAUUUACCAAGUCUACAGCCUCCACAAUGUAGAACUAUGUGAGGACAGUCACAUGCCAUUUCUGAAAAACAAUCCAAAGUUUGCCAGUGUGACACAGCCUAGUGUUUUAACUAAGAGUCUCAGUAAAGACUCUUCAUUUUCAUCUACCAAAUCUUUGCCAGAUCUUCUAGGGGGGACCAAUUUGGUGAAGCCCUGCCCAUGCCAUGGAGGGGACAUGAGCCAGAAUUCAGGCAGUGAGAGUGGAAUCGUCAGUGAAGGAGACACUGAAACCACUACUAACUCUGAAAUAUGCUUGCUUAAUGCAGUGGAUGGGUCCCCAAGUAACCCUGAAACCGAACAUCUGGACCCACAAGUAGGAGAUGCAGUUAACGUGUUAAAGCAAAAAUUUAAAGAUGAGGAGGAACAUAUUGAACUUCCAAAUAGCUCUCAGUCAUCCAUUGCACCAGUGAGUUGUGUAAAUGGAAAAGUUGGAGAUUUAAACAGUGUUACCAAACAUACCCCUGAUUGUUUGGGAGAAGAAUUACAAGGAAAACAUGAUGUGUUUACAUUUUAUGAUUACUCAUAUCUCCAAGGCUCAAAACUCAAAUUACCAAUGAUAAUGAAACAGUCACAAAGUGAAAAAGCACAUGUGGGGGAUCCUCUGCUUCAUGGUUUUUAUUUUGAUAAAAAAUCCUGCAAAUCUAAAUAUCAGGGUACAGAGUUACAAGCAGAUGCACCUCCCCAUGAAAGACUUUUGGCAGGAGCAUCCCACGAAAUGGAUCGCAGUUCGUAUAAAAGUGGUGAUGUAGAGAAGACAUUCACUGGCAGGCAGAAUGCCAAACAACUCUCCCUUUUAUCUCAUAGUUCAUCCAUCGAGUCACUUUCUCCGGGGGGUGAUUUAUUUGCAUUGGGCGCCUUUAAAAAUGGCAGUGACAACCUCCAGCGAAGCACUUCUUUGGAAAGUUGGUUGACAUCCUAUAAAAGCAAUGAAGAUCUUUUUAGCUGUCACAGCUCUGGGGACAUAAGUGCCAGCAGUGGCUCAGUUGGUGAACUGAGCAAAAGGACAUUAGAUCUUCUGAAUCGUUUGGAGAAUAUCCAGAGCCCCUCAGAGCAAAAGAUAAAGCGCAGUGUCUCCGAUAUCACUCUCCAAAGCGGUUCCCAAAAGAUGUCCUUUACUGGCCAACUGUCAUUGGACAUGGCAUCGUCUAUCAAUGAAGACUCAGCAGCAUCUCUUACAGAACUUAGCAGCAGUGAUGAGCUCUCUCUUUGCUCAGAGGAUAUUGUGUUACACAAGAAUAAGAUCCCGGAAUCAAAUGCGUCAUUCCGAAAGCGUCUGACUCGCUCGGUGGCUGAUGAAAGCGAUGUCAAUGUCAGCAUGAUCGUCAAUGUCUCUUGCACCUCUGCUUGCACUGAUGAUGAAGAUGACAGUGACCUCCUCUCCAGCUCUACCCUCACCUUGACGGAAGAAGAGCUGUGCAUCAAAGAUGAGGAUGACGACUCCAGUAUUGCAACAGAUGAUGAAAUUUAUGAAGAUUGCAACUUGAUGUCAGGGCUGGACUAUAUAAAGAAUGAACUUCAGACCUGGAUUAGGCCAAAGUUAUCCCUGACAAGAGAUAAGAGAAGGUGCAACCUCAGCGAUGAAAUAAAGAGCAGUAAAGAUGUAAGUAGUAGCGAGGUGACCAAUCCCUCUGAUACCCUGAACAUUGAGGCCCUUCUAAAUGGCUCCGUAAAACAUCUCUCUGAAAAUAAUGGAAAUGGUAAGAAUUUAUCCCAUACCCAUGAGUUAGGGACAAAGUGUGAAAAUAAGAAAAAUAUUUUCAAAGUUAAUAAGGAUCCAUAUGUGGCUGACAUGGAGAAUGGUAAUAUUGAGAGUACUCCAGAAAGAAAGAAGGACAAACUGGAUGGUAUUUCAAAGGUAUCAGAAAAUCUUGGUUCAACUGGGAAAAAGAUUUCAGAGAGUGAACUUUUUAAGUGUAAAGCAUUUAUAGGUAGCUCAGAUGAUCCAAAUACUGCUGGAAAGGAAUUUGUUCCUCAGACUGUUACAUAUCUUUCAAAGAAAUGUCAAAACCACCACCAUCUUGAAAAUCAAAGUGUUGCUUCUAUUUCCAGUGAGAAGUUUUGCCCAGAACUUCCUUCAGAAACCAGAGUUCUCAACAGACAAGACUCUGAGGUACUGAAAUCUUCAUCUAUUGAUACACCAAGUACGGGUGGAAAAUCUGCUAGUUGUUGUCUAGCACUUGAAGAAAAUGAAACAGAGGAAAAUGCUGCUAUCAGCGACAGCGUUUCCUGUUGCAACUGUGAGCCAGAUGUUUUCCAUCAAAAAGAUGCUGAAGAUUGCUCAGUACAUGACUUUGUUAAGGAAAUCAUUGACAUGGCUUCAACAGCCCUAAAAAGUAAAUCUCAACCUGAAAACGAGGCAACUACUCCUACUUCGUUAACUCAGAUCAAGGAGAAAGUGUUAGAACAUUCUCACCGGCCCAUCCAACUGAGAAAAGGGGACUUUUAUUCCUACUUAUCCCUCUCAUCUCAUGACAGCGACUGUGGGGAGGUCACCAAUUACAUAGAAGAGAAAAGCAAUACUCCAUUGCCCCAGGACACUGCCGACUCUGGUUUAGAUGACAAGGAAGACAUUGAAUGCUUCUUUGAGGCCUGUGUAGAGGAUGACCCUGACGGAGAGGAGCCCUCUUUGGCUAGUCCCUCUCCAAAUGAACCUACAGUUCCUGAUGAACCUGCAGUGUCACUACAAGCCCAGGAUGCCGACAUGGUGGCUCUUCCAAGCCCUCCAUCUGAGAAAGGAUCUGAUGUGGAAAAGGAAGUGGAUGGUCCUCCCCAAACUUCCAGUGGAUGUGAAGAAAUUUCAGCACUAGCGACUCCCUCAAGUGAAGAGGAGAGUCCAGGAAACCCAGGUGAAUCUGGAAUGCCAGAAAGCAAUGCUGCUUCAGCCAAAUCUAUAGCUCCAGGCCUUUCCUUGAAGGCAAAGCAGCCAAAACAAAAGGCUGCAUUGGAUCCCAGUCCCACAACUUCAGCCUGUGAGGAAAAUCUUCUAAACCUUCAUGAAGAAGGACACAGAGAUAUGCAUAGGUAGAAUGUAACCCUCCCCAAGCAUGAAAAUCAUCUCAUUGAAAGAAAAGCCUGCCUGCAACUCUGGGGUGACCUCAUACCCCAGCCUGGGCUGGUCUCUGGUUUCAUCACGUCACUGCCGUUUGUUACAUUGAUUUCUCCCAAGAUGAAUCUUCCUUCUGAAUGCGGUUUGUCCACAUGAGCCUUGUGAUCUGGAUGUGUGCACUGGUUCUCUUUAGGUGAUCGUCUUUGAAGUUAAGCGAAGCUGCUUUUUCUCCCUUGGAUUCCUGUCCCAAGCUACCUCUACCAAACCCUCUCUCCUAAAACAAGACUUUUCUGUUUGCCUCCUGCCCUCCUGGUCCGCUCUUUAAAGUUUUGCAGUUCACUAAAUUGAUGGU
Molecule: messenger RNA, 3772 nt
Organism: Loxodonta africana (African savanna elephant)
Lineage: Eukaryota; Metazoa; Chordata; Mammalia; Proboscidea; Elephantidae
Gene: AKAP6
Product: A-kinase anchoring protein 6
Exons: 2
Coding region: 103-3399 (1098 amino acids)
Cellular component (GO): perinuclear region of cytoplasm; sarcoplasmic reticulum
Molecular function (GO): transmembrane transporter binding; protein kinase A binding
Source: RefSeq, a predicted model, not a curated record